Messenger RNA from Pleurotus ostreatus (oyster mushroom), 1719 nucleotides. RefSeq lists its product as uncharacterized. Lineage: Eukaryota; Fungi; Basidiomycota; Agaricomycetes; Agaricales; Pleurotaceae. The record is from RefSeq and is a predicted model, not a curated record. The transcript has 11 exons. Bases 1 to 1719 code for a protein of 572 amino acids.
AUGUCGGCCUUCAGUAAACCCUCGCUUCUGCUCACCCAUAAUGGCUAUGCUUUGAUAGCAGCAUUUCUUGGAAUUGCGCUGACUGUGUCGUCGUGUACUGCCUGGUACUUCUACCAGAAGGUGACGCGAGAGUGGGAGCUGAAUCUAUCACUUCUUGGACAUCCUCGUGGAGUCAAGUUUAAACAAACGGUCGUUAUUUGUGGAGGAAGUAUUGCAGGCUUGAUCAGUGCCCGUGUCUGUGCAGACCACUUCCAAAAUGUUGUCAUUGUCGAUCCUGAAAUCACAAAAGCUGGACAGGAAUUUGCGAAGAAAAGAGUGGCCCAAUACGACUCCCUCCAUGCUUAUCUGACAUUUAUGGUCGAUGGCCUUCGCCGUCUAUGGCCUAAUUUGGACCCGAUGAUUGAGCAAGCAGGAGGAGUGUUUCGGCCAGGCGAUUUCAAGCUGAACUUUGGAGGCAUUCCCCUUCUUGCCGCUCAAUCGUCGUAUCCGACAACGAUCAAGACAGCCGCUGGCUUCGAAAAGACCAAUGGCCUCCCUGACACAAUGCUCAUUCGUCGCCCCAAAUUCGAGGCAGUGUUAUACCGGCUACUCAUUGAUUCAAGCGCAAAUUCCAUCCAAACGAUACAAGGAACAGUUACGGGGCUUGUCCCUUCCGACGACAUGUCUGAUAUUCGGAGCGUCAACAUUCGAACAAACGAGGGCGAAGAGAAAACCGUGAAAGAUGUUGCGCUUGUCAUAGAUUGCACAGGUAGCACUCAAGCAGGUAUAAAAUGGUUGAAGUCGGCUGGUUUCAUAUCCUCCCCUGAAUCCUCCUCCGACAAUAAGAGGGGGCCAGACAAUUUACGGAUCAGCUACGACCACAAGCUUCGUUAUGUUACUGUGACAUUCGAUAAUCUUGGAGACCUUGUUCAUACUCUGCCUAUUCCUGGUGGUUUUGAAAAGGCUGGUUUCAUCUAUACCUACUAUGCACACUGCAAGUGGGGUAACGAAGGUUUCGUGCUGACACGAAUGGAUAAUACAAUCCAGCUGUGCUGUGGCGGUUGGGGGGAUGUCCAUCUUCCCAAAGAAAAAGAAGACAUACUUCCUUACGUGCGUUCGGUGAAAGGCGCUUAUCCUGCCCCCCAAUGGGUCCGCAAAGUGGUAGAGAUGCUUCUUGAGAGCGAGCAGAAAGGCGACGCUGUGAUCACCUUCAAGCCACUAAAAAUACCUGCACCUUCGUUUGUUCAAUACCACAAGAUAACGCACCUUUUGCCUUCAAAUUUCAUCGCUAUUGGAGAUUCAGAGAUGCAGCUCAACCCGUUAUUUGCGCAAGGUUGCAGCAAGGCCCUCUUCAGUGCUAUGACUCUGAAUACUGUUCUACACAACCGCGUAGCUAGCAACAGUCCCAAUCAAAUACCGAAGGACUUUAGCACGCUAUACUUUCAGCGCUCGCAUAAUACACUAGAAGAUAUAUGGUCAGUGUUCAAGAAGUCGACCAAAGCAAUAGACUAUGGUUAUCCUACAACGAUCCCGAUCAAAGAGGAGAGCCGCGACAGGGAAGGUGCGGCCGUCCGUUGGUAUGCCUAUCAUGCUGCUCGAGCAGCCGAAAGGGAUGAGGUGGUGGCAUCUGCAUUAUGGCACGUUCGAAUGCUUGCUACGCCGCAAGCAGAACUCUUCAGGCCGAGAGUGAUAUUUGGGGUCCUUAGAUGGGCAGUCAUGAAUGCUAUAUCACAAACGUAA